This is a messenger RNA of Eremothecium gossypii ATCC 10895, 579 nucleotides long. It is a transcript of the gene SYF2, whose product is annotated as Syf2p. Lineage: Eukaryota; Fungi; Ascomycota; Saccharomycetes; Saccharomycetales; Saccharomycetaceae. The transcript has a single exon. The coding region runs from base 1 to 579 and encodes 192 amino acids. The record is from RefSeq and is marked provisional.
AUGGGUAUCGAAGAUAUAAACAGGCGGCUACGGCAGCUCAAAAAGAAGCGAGUAGAUGCCUCCAUCAGAAACAGGAAAGAGGCUGCGUCAGAAGAGAGGGCUCGGCUCGCGGAAGGGAAGCCGCGAGUGUACAGCAUGGCGGAGGAACCGGCAGAUGAAGCAGAAGCAGACGACACACAGAGCGAGCAGCUAAAGUUACUUAACUAUAGAAUUGCCGACUACGAAAAAUGGGACGAAAAGCAAAAGAGACACAAGCAGCCGUCUGACGGAGCAGACCUCGGAGAACUUGCCAAUAGUACAUAUAGAAGCGAGCUCCACCAACUCCACAGACGAGGCGUGGUGAAGGGACGUGCAACAAACGGUAGGAUAUCUGCGUCUGGGAAAGUAGUCCUUGACGAUGAACCGGAACUAGUUGAAAAGUUGGCGGCUGCAGUGCAGCAGACAGCGAAACGGAGGCAUGAAGAGAGACAGAAGAAAGCGGCGAAGGAUGGUGGAAGAGCGACAGCAGGGUCGCUCAACGACAAGAACCGGCACUUCAACGAGAAGCUGGAUCGCGAGUUCAGGAAGCGCGGCCAAUAA